Messenger RNA from Melospiza melodia melodia, 908 nucleotides. It is a transcript of the gene SPCS3, whose product is annotated as signal peptidase complex subunit 3. NCBI's taxonomy places the organism in Eukaryota, Metazoa, Chordata, Aves, Passeriformes, Passerellidae. The transcript is spliced from 5 exons. Gene Ontology annotation, biological process: protein targeting to ER. The record is from RefSeq and is a predicted model, not a curated record. Gene Ontology annotation, cellular component: signal peptidase complex; membrane. The coding region runs from base 58 to 600 and encodes 180 amino acids.
CCGCGCGCCCGCCCCGCCCGAGCAGCGGCCGCAGCCCCGGCCGGGCCCAGCGGGGAGAUGAACACGGUGCUGUCCCGGGCCAACUCGCUCUUCGCCUUCUCGCUGAGCGUGAUGGCGGCGCUCACCUUCGGCUGCUUCAUCACCACCGCCUUCAAGGAGCGCAGCGUGCCCGUCCGCAUCGCCGUCUCCCGGGUCACGCUAAAAAAUGUAGAAGAUUUCACUGGACCUAGAGAAAGAAGUGAUCUGGGAUUCGUCACAUUUGACAUUACUGCAGAUCUGCAGAGUAUAUUUGAUUGGAAUGUUAAACAGUUGUUUCUAUAUUUGUCUGCAGAAUAUUCAACAAAAAACAAUGCCCUAAAUCAGGUGGUCCUUUGGGACAAGAUCAUGUUGAGAGGAGAUAACCCAAGGCUGUCCUUAAAAGACAUGAAGUCAAAGUACUUUUUCUUUGAUGAUGGAAAUGGUCUCAAGGGAAACAGGAAUAUCACCUUGACUCUCUCCUGGAAUGUUGUACCAAAUGCUGGCAUUCUACCUCUUGUAACAGGAUCAGGACAUGUGUCUGUACCUUUCCCAGAUACCUAUGAAACAACAAAAAGUUAUUAAAUUAUAGUACUGAAUCAUAAGCAAAAUAUUUUUAUACUUGUAUAUUGUGGAUACAUUUUAUUGCAGUUUCUUCUUGCAUCCCAUGCAACUUUUCACUGAAUGGAGCUUAAUUUCCUCAGGAUAGUAGCAUAGGAAAAGAAAAUGAAAAUUCAGGUGUUUUUUUUUUUUAAUAAAACAUUGAAGCUGAAACUUAGGGGAAAGCUAAAUUGCAGAGUAACGGUUUUGAGGGGGAGAACUGAAGAUUUUUUUUUCCUGGCCAUUUAAGUAUAGAUCUCCUUUUCUUUUAAAUAAAUAUUUUUAAACCAGAA